AUGUUUCCUCUCCUCCCGCUGGAACUUUACCUCAAAAUUGCAAGCUACAUCGACGAGGAUGACACUCCCACUCUUUACUCUUGCAUCCUCGUUAAUCGACAAUCAUUCCUCGGCUAUAUUAACAUUCUCUGGCGCAAACCAUUUCACAUAGCUCACCGUCUUCCCAGGCACAAAGUAGUAAACUUGGUUAAAGUGUGCGUCUCUACUUUUACGGCGGACGAGAAACGACGAUUGACCGCACGGGGUCUCAGAUUUCCGACCCAAUCCUCGCCGCCGCUUAUUAAUUAUAUUAAAUUUAUCGAGUAUGUGUCCGAUGCAUACAUCAUUGAGGCGUUGACGCAUUUUCACGGAGUAUCAACAAUCGAAUUAUGGAAACUUUUGAUAGAAAAGCUGGUUAAUGAUGCUGCAAAAAUUAAAUGUCUUGAGAUUCGGAAUUUUGCCUUGUAUUGGUCAUGUAUGCGGUUGGAUCAAACUCUGUUUAUGAUGCGUGAAGUCAAAGUACUCAAAGUAAAGAGAAUUACCAGGGAACAAGUGAAAAUAUUAGCAAAAUUCGUGGCAAUACAGAAUAGUUUGUGGGAAGCAUUCUUUGGAGAAGUAUAUACUGGGAUAGGAGAAAUAAUAGAGGCUUUAGAAGAUUAUAGAGAGAAAAAGGGGUCUUUAUUGGAUUAG
Messenger RNA from Paraglomus brasilianum, 669 nucleotides. NCBI's taxonomy places the organism in Eukaryota, Fungi, Glomeromycota, Glomeromycetes, Paraglomerales, Paraglomeraceae. The record is from the annotation of a GenBank genome assembly.